Molecule: messenger RNA, 1015 nt
Organism: Cebus imitator (Panamanian white-faced capuchin)
Lineage: Eukaryota; Metazoa; Chordata; Mammalia; Primates; Cebidae
Gene: RMDN2
Product: regulator of microtubule dynamics 2
Exons: 7
Coding region: 53-532 (159 amino acids)
Cellular component (GO): spindle microtubule; mitotic spindle pole; cytoplasm
Molecular function (GO): microtubule binding
Source: RefSeq, a predicted model, not a curated record
UACUAAGUGUAAGUACUCCUAUCUUUCAGGAAAAACUUUAAGUGAAAGAGCAAUGAAUAGAGCACCUAUGAAUGGACAUUGUCAUCUGUGGUAUGCAGUUUUGUGUGGCUAUGUAUCUGAGUUUGAGGGUUUACAAAACAAAAUCAACUAUGGGCACCUCUUCAAGGAACAUCUAGAUAUAGCAAUCAAACUUUUACCAGAAGAACCCUUUCUAUAUUACCUCAAAGGAAGAUACUGUUAUACUGUCUCCAAACUGAGCUGGAUUGAGAAAAAAAUGGCUGCUACUCUGUUUGGAAAAGUACCAUCUUCAACUGUACAAGAAGCUUUACACAGUUUCCUUAAGGCUGAAGAACUAUGCCCUGGUUAUUCUAUUCCCAACUACAUGUACUUAGCAAAGUGUUAUACUGAUCUUGAGGAAACCCAGAAUGCUUUGAAGUUCUGUAAUUUGGCAUUGUUGCUUCCUACUGUUACUAAAGAGGAUAAAGAGGCACAGAAAGAGAUGCAAAAAAUAAUGACUUCCUUGAAGAGAUAAAUAAACGAAUUUACUCUUCAACAAAUCAGAUGUGGUCUACCAAAACUUAAACUAAUCAAAGUUGUGCUUUUAUUAUCCUUUUCUUCAUUUUUGAUGUAAGGGUAUUGUGCUCAGAUUUGAAGGUAAAGGCAUGUUUCCACAGAAUGCAUUCCACUAGUAGCACUACAAAAUUAUGUUAUUUGGAGAAUCUAUAUACUAUGUCAAUAUAUAAUCUACAAACAUUUGUGCUUUAUAUUUUUCUUAUCAAUAAACUGCAGCCUUCAGAAUAUUUGUUUAAAUAAAAUAUUUAAAUCCAAUAAAAUGAACUUUCAUAAGUAUUGUUUCAAUUGAGACUUAAUAAAACAAAAUAAUUUCAUUAAUGUGGAUGAAAAAUGGAAAACUGAGCAAAGGACAUGAACAAGUUGUUGGCAGAAGAGAAAAAAGAAAUGUAACCAGUAAUCAAAAGACGUAAAUAAAAUUACAAUAAAAUACUGUUCUACCAUC